AUGCCACGCAAGCAAAAGACACGUCCUUCCAGUCGCCGAAAUGUCAAGACCGCAGCAGCGGCUGCAGCUGCUGCAGCAAACGCAGCAGACGCUGCAUCAGCAGGGACAGCAGCAGCGGUGGAUGCUCCUGCUGCUGCUGCUGCAGUGGAAGAAUCCGUUACAAGCCAGAGCAGCACCCGCUGCAGCACCAGCUGCACCCUCUUGGACCCUGCUCUGUGCUCCCUCAGCAGCAGCAGCCUCAACGGCAGCAACAGCAGCAGCAGCGGCACAACACUAAACCACUUUAAAGCUCUUCUUAAGGCCUUAGAAGGAGUAGCAGCAGAACGCAAGAGAAGAAGUCGCAAGGUCGACUCAGCAGAGUUGCUGCUGCACUUCAUGCAGCACAUAUCUUCCCCUGCAAUGGAGGAGCUGCAGCGGCAGCAGCAGCAGCAGCUAGUAUUGCUGCAGCAGCAGAAAGGAGAGCAACCAAACACAAACAGUUCCCAAGGACUUCCUCUCCUUAGGGGGGCCCUGUGGCAUGAGGCUGCUUGGGUUGCGCUGCUUCAACGUGCGCUGCAGCAGCCAGCAGCAUCAACAGCAACAGAAACAGCAGCAACUGCAGCAGCGGCAGUAGGUGACGGUAAGGGGCUCAACCUUGUCGAGCAGCAGCAACACCAACAGCAGCAGGAACAACAACAGCAACAACUCGCCAAAGUGCAGGGAGUGGACGAAGAGCAGCAGCAGCAGCUGAAGAAUGAACAGCAGCAGCUGCAGCAGCUGCAGCAGCUGCAGAAACAGCAGGAGGAGCAGGAGCUGCUGCUACAGAGCGAGCAGCAGAGAGACCGUCUUGCAGAAGUUGGUGUAAUGUUUGCUGCACAGCAGCAGCAAAUGUAUUUGUCGCUGCUGCUGCUGCAGCAGCCUGAUUGGGUAGCCGGGGCAUUUGCUGCUCUUGAUGAUUUGCUGCCGCUUGCAGCUGAAGAAAGUCCUGCAUUGGCAGAAGCAGCUGCAGCAGAUGCAGCAGCUGCUGCAGCAACCCCACAGAAACAGCAGCAGCGGCAGCAGCAGCAGCGGCAGCAGCAGCAGCAGCAGCAGCAGCAGCUGGGCGCAUUUGUUGCAGCAACAGAAGCAGAAGCUGAUUCACUAAGGGAGAAAUAUUUCAGGACCGUCCUCGAUGCUCCAGAUGCUCCAACUGCUGCUAGCAGCAGCUUAGGUUACCGCGACAAGAAGAAGGAGAAAAGAUUAUGUAGGGCUGUUGCUGCGCUGCAUCUGCUUGUGUCGCUUGCUGCUUCCGAGUUUACUGCUCCUGCUGCUGCUGCUCUCUGCAACAGCAGCAGGCUGCUGCGCUCUGUUGCCCCCCUUAUUGCAAUUGCAUGCAGUAAAGGAGGACUGCUUGCUGUUGUCGUGCUGCGCGCACUUAUGCAAGCGAUUUCUGCUGCUCCAGAGGCAGCCGAAGCAGCAGCAGCACAGGCUGCAGCUGCAGCAGCCAAAGCAGCGGUAGCAACAUUAGAUGCAGCAGGAGCAGAACCGACGGACGGAGCAGGAGUAGCAGUGCCCGCAGCAGCAACAUCAACUGCAGAGCCCGCAGCAACAACCAAUCCAGCAGCAGAAACCGCAGCAGAGCCCCCAGCAGACCCCCCAGCAGCACAAGAUGCAAUUGGAGAGCCUACAGCCUCAGCCAAUUCAGCAAAUACAGAAGGAGGGCCUGCAGCAGCACCACCAAGAGCAGAACCCGCGGCAGCAGCACCAAAAGCAGAACCCGCAGCAGCACCACCAACAGCAGAGACGGCAGCAGCAGCAUCAACAGCAGAACCCGCAACAACAGCAACGACAGAAACAGCAACAGGCGCAGCAGUAGCGUCAACGGGAGAGCCUCCAGCAGCACCAGCAGCAAGAGCAGCAUCAACAGCAGCCUCAACAGCAGCAGGAGAGGGCGGUUUGAGGCCUUCUCUGCUGUCGGUGUAUCGCAAUGCUGUUGUCUCUCUGCUGCAUUUAACUCUACAAGAACAAGCAACAGAUCCAAGGGGGGUUGAGGGUUUCGCUCUAUUUGCUGCUGCACCUGCUGUCCCUCUCGUGCUGCAGCUGCAGCAGCUGCGCAUGCAUGUGCUUAAACCCGAAAAUAUCAACAUCUUCGUAUACUACCUACAGGUCCUACUCAAGGUAUUAAAUGACUCGCAAUUCCAUUGGCAUACAGAAACAAACAUGCAACUAUCAAGAGAUGUGGCAGAGGUCUUGGCGGAGCUGCAACGGGAUGAAGCGGGUUUGGCUGUCAUUCGGCAGCAGCGGACGGAGUGGUUUCUCUUAUGGCGCCGCUGUAAACAACUCUGGGCUAAUCAGUGGAAUCAAGGGUGUGCAUACUGCAUGCGUUCGGACAACACUGCACGUUUCUUGCGUCUAUUUAAUUCGGAGCACGCGGGUGCUCCUGCUGCUGCCGCUGCUGCUGUUGUCGCUACUAAGGAGCCGCAGCAGCAAACGCUCACAGCCUGGGAGGUCGAGCAGCAGCAGCAGCAGCAGUUGUUGCAGCUGUUGCAGCAAGAAGCCGAGGAAGCUCGCAGGGAGAAGACUGCAAGAUUUCGUCAAGUGUUGGAGCAGCGACGGCAGCAGAAGAAACAACAGCAGCAGCAACAGCAACAGGAGCAGCAGCUACAGCAGGAGCAGCAACAACAGCAGCAUCCCUGGCCUCUUUCGAUGCUGCUUGCCACAGGAGUCGUCGACAAGUGGCUGGUGCGAGCUGCCUUGUGGGGCCCCGUUGCUGUGGAGCAGCAGAGCAGUAGUUUGCUGCUGAGUUUAAAGGAGGAAUUGGUUGUUGCUGCUGCGUCCUAUAGUAAGGCAGUAGGCAACGAGCAGCAGCAGCCGCAGCAGCCGCAGCAGCGGCAGCAACACCAGAAGGGAGGCAGAAAAGGCAAGCAGAAGCACCGGAACAUGAAGCAACUAUCGGGUUCUGCCGCAGCAGCCGCUACUGCAGCAGCUGCAGCAAAAGCAGUAGCAGAAUCUGCUGAUGCAACAGCAACAGAAGAAGCAACUACGGAAGCAACACUUGCAGAGGCCGAGAGCCCCCCCGAUACUCCAAGCUCGAGUGGAGCAGACUCAACAGAAGCAGGCACGACAGAAGCAGCAGCAACACCAACAGAAGAAGCUGCAACGGCAGCAGAUGGCGAAGCAGAACCAGAAGCCGCAACAGCAACUAGCAACCUUCCGGUGCGAGGUAGCAAAAGCGCUGUUGCCGGCAGCAGCGAGACCCUUUCGCCCUGUAGCACCACCAGCACAAGCAGCACCAGCAGUUACAGCAGCAGCAACAGCGGCAACAACAGCAGCAGCAGCAACGAAACUGAGCCCUUUUGCGAUGUUGAGUUGUUUGUAUCUUCUUUCAAAGAGGAGGCAUUGUCUCCGUUGCAGCUGGUGUGCCCCCGCUGCUGCGCUGUGGCCUACUGCAGCACGACUUGCAUGCAGAAAGACGAACCAAUGCAUGCACUGCUGUGCACACCAAACUGUCUCUCUGUGCUGCAGUAG
Eimeria maxima is the source of this 3486-nucleotide messenger RNA. RefSeq names its product zinc finger MYND domain-containing protein, putative. Gene Ontology annotation, molecular function: nucleosome binding. The transcript has 5 exons. Gene Ontology annotation, cellular component: brahma complex; nucleoplasm; SWI/SNF complex. The record is from RefSeq and is a predicted model, not a curated record. NCBI's taxonomy places the organism in Eukaryota, Apicomplexa, Conoidasida, Eucoccidiorida, Eimeriidae. Bases 1 to 3486 code for a protein of 1161 amino acids. Gene Ontology annotation, biological process: positive regulation of DNA-templated transcription; chromatin remodeling; regulation of transcription by RNA polymerase II.